Messenger RNA from Clonostachys rhizophaga, 1395 nucleotides. The record is from the annotation of a GenBank genome assembly. NCBI's taxonomy places the organism in Eukaryota, Fungi, Ascomycota, Sordariomycetes, Hypocreales, Bionectriaceae.
AUGGUCAGGAGGAAGAAGCAUCGUCGAGAAACUUUUUCUUUCGUUCAUAUAUCCCAUCUUAAUGGAUUUAAGGACAAGGAGACUCAAAACAAGAUUCGUCGUCAUGCCAUGGGAGCGGCAGGCCAGUUACGACUGAAGCCGCGCCGAAACCCGACUGUAUCCGUUGAUGUCCAUCCAAACACAACCACUAUCUUCGGUCAAAAUCAACCAUCUUUAUCUCAACGCCCACAGCAGCAAAUAGCACCUCAUAUUGCGUUUUUGGGUACAUAUCCCGUCGAAACGAGCACCAGGGCCCGCCAACUUAUUCAUUUUAUAGUGCAGGUUGCGGGCAACCUUCAUUUCAUACCAUUUCGACAUGAAUCAUACUUAUUGGCUACUGCCGACCCCGCUGCGUUCUACCUUUACCUGGCAAAUGCAGCCUUUCUACAGAACCAUCUUACACAGAAGGAAAGCAACCAAGAGUCGAGUAAGUAUCUUGGUGUAUGUUUGAGCCAGGUUAUCACAAGACUAGAAAAGGAGGCUCCUCGAAUUAGCCCUGGCUUGAUGUACACUAUGUUAGGGCUUGCCUGCCAUGAGACGCAUUUGGGGAAUUGGGAUCGUCGGGCCGUUCACCUAUAUGGUCUCGAAAGAGCUGUGAAGGCCCGCGGAGGGCUUGGAAGUCUUGAUCAAAUGAUCUCACUGCUUAUAUUUUGGUUCGAUGUUCUCGAAUCAUCCUCACGAGAUUCUAUCCCCAGAUACGCCAUUCCUCCACAUCUGAUGGCAGAAUCGCCACCCGAGGGGACAAUAUCCUACCCAUUGACUAGAAUUGUCGAGAGGCUAACACGAUCUGGGAACCAUGAGAUCGCUGGAGCUCUCAAGAGUUUUGGAAUCCUUGUGGACUUUAUGGGCCACAAAGCUCACAAUGAUAAGGUUUGGAACAGUUCAUCGCAAGGAGCAUCUUUGAUAACUCCUAUUACACAUUCACUAUUAUCAAUGCCAAAGCCAAGGGGAGUAAUUGGCAGAAAUUAUGGUGGCUCCGGUGACUACUCGCUAGAAAUGGCCCGGAUUGCCUUGUUGGUUAUUCUGGCGCGGCUCAAACAAACCUUCUCAUUUCCGAGUGACGAGCUCAUUUAUCUUCAGGAGAGAUUCAGAAUGCUCCUCUGUUCCCACUCUGGGUCUGAGUUCCCAGACCUUGAGCUUUGGUGUGUGGUUUAUGUAGCCUUGAUAGACUCAGCGCAUAUGAGAGCAUAUGUCUCAUACAUCGACAAGUUAGCCGAGGAACUUGGAGUUAAGGGUUCUGAAAAAAUAUUGGAAUUGGCAAGAAAGAUAAUCUUUGCUGAUCGAAUCUUUCCCUCAGAAGUUGGGGUUUUAAGUUUCAACGCUGCGAGAGGAAAUAUUAUACCUGAUCAAAUUUAG